GAUCGAUGGCGGAAGUCGCUUCCUGCUCCGCCCGCCGUGGGAAAUAAUUCUUUGAAUUUCCCAGGCCUUGGGGCGGUGCUUUGUUUAUUGGGGGAGAAAGCCGGCUGUGGCACGUUUGAGCUCCGAUGGCCCUUUCAUCCUGAAGGAACAGAGAUGGCAGUAACACACCUGGCUCAGGUGCUCGUGAGCUUUGAAGACGUUGCUGUGUAUUUCACCAAGGGCCAGUGGGAUCUUCUGGAUUCGCAUCAAAAAUCUUUGUACAGCGAUGUCAUGGGGGAGAAUUACGGCCACGUGGCUUUCCUGAUGGGGUCUCCAGUUCUCAAACCCGACCUGAUCUCCCGUCUGGAACAAGAGGAAGAGCCGUGGAUUCCGAUCCCCUGUGAGGUGGAUGGAGGGAAGACUCUGGACUCUGGACCAGGUGCUGGUGUAUUCGCUCCUCCUGGUGGAAGGGAUACGACUGAGGCAGACCCCGGGCAGAGACCAGUGACCUUUGAGGAUGUGGCUAUGUACUUUUCAGAGCAGGAGUGGGCCUUGCUGGAUCCGGCUCAAAGGAGCUUGUACAGGGAUGUCAUGCUUGAGAACUAUGAAAAUACAUCUUUGCUGGGGUCUCCUGUCCUCAAACCCUCCCUGAUCUCCAGCUUAGAAGAAGAGGAGGAACCUUGGGUGCCAGAUCCGCAGGCCCUGGAGGAAAGGAAGGCCUUGGACGACAGCUCUGCAGGUGACAAGAAAAAAAGGCACUUUUGCCCCGAUUGUGGGAACAGUUUUACGGUGCUAGCGAGCCUCGUGAGGCACCAGAGAUCCCACACGGGGGAGAGGCCUUACAAAUGCCUCGAGUGUGGGAAAGGGUUUCGUGACAAAGGAGGCCUCGUCAAACACAGGAGAAUCCAUACUGGCAAAAAGCCCCACGAGUGCCACGAAUGCAGGAAAAAGUUCACGGAGAGAGACGCGCUUAUUCAGCAUCAGAAAACCCACCUUGGUGACCUGAGGAAGCGUUACCUGUGCCUGGAGUGCGAGAUGAGCUUUCUCAGCAAAGGAGGCCUCGAGAGGCACCAGAGGGUCCACGCGGGAGAGAGGCCCUUCCAGUGCCCUGAGUGCGAGAAGAGCUUCUACGACAACGGGAGCCUGGUGAGGCACCGGAGGACCCACCAGCAGGACAGGCCCUUCCCCUGCCUCGAGUGCGGGAAGCGCUUCAACAUCCGGUCCAACCUCGCCAGGCACGAAAUCCUCCACAAGGAAGCCAAGCCCUUCCAGUGCGCCGACUGCGGGAAGCAGUUUAGCAGGAAGGGGCGCUACCUGAAGCACGCGAGGGAGAAGCCCUACGAGUGCCCCGUGUGUGGCAAGGCCUUCUGCGAGAGGGGAGGCAUGGUCCGACACCGGAAUCAGCACCCAGAUGAGCUGAGGGAAAAGUUCGUCUGCCCGGAAUGCGGGAAGGUUUUUAGCAAGAAAUCCAACCUGAGGAGCCACCAGAAACGCCACACGACCGAGAGGCCCUUUGAGUGCUACAUCUGCGGGAAGAGGUUCAAGAAGAAAGGGGAAUUGGGGACGCACCAAAACAGCCACACUGGGGAGAGGCCCCACAAGUGCUUUGAGUGCGGGAAGAUGUUUGGUAGCAACGCAGCCCUCUAUCAACACCACCGGAUUCACACGGGAGAGAAACCUUACUCCUGCGCAGAGUGCGGGAAGCAGUUCACUCACAAAGGAAACUUCGAUCGGCAUCGGAGGACCCAUGUUGGAUGAGGCAAGAUGGCGGCAGGGAAAUGAUGUCUUUGGGCAGAAGCUGUGUGGCAGAAAAGGAGAGACCCCUCCACCCUGCCUUUGUGUGUGUGUGUGUGUGUAAUGAAUGACUUGUAUAUGCCUGUUGUCUUUGUCCAUGGAGUUUUCUUGGCAGGGAUACUGGAGUGGCUUGCCAGUUCCUGCUCCACUAUGACCUGUCCAUCUUGGGUGGCCCUGCACGGCAUAGCUCAUAGCUUCUCUGAGUUAUUCAAACCCCUUCGCCACGACAAGGCAGUGAUCCAUGAAGGACCAUAAGUGAGAGCUGGACCAUAAAGAAGGCUGAUCGCCGAAGAAUGGAUGCUUUUGAAUUCUGGUGCUGGAGGAGACCCUUGAGAGUCCCAUGGACUGCAAGAAGAUCAGACCUAUCCAUUCUGAAGGAAAUCAGCCCUGAGUGCUCACUGGAAGGACAAAUUGUGAAGCUGAGGCUCCAAUACUUUGGCCACCUCAUGAGAAGAGAAGAAUCCUUGGAAAAGACCCUGAUGUUGGGAAAGAUUGAGGGAACUAGGAGAAGGGGACGACAGAGGACAAGAUGGUUGGACAGUGUUCUCAAAGCUACGAACAUGAGUUUGACCAAACUGCGGGAGGCAGUGCAAGACAGGAGUGCCUGGCGUGCUAUGGUCCAUGGGGUCACGAGGAGUCGGACACAACUAAACAACAACAUUGAAUGACUGUCUAUUUAGAGGAAGGCUCACCAGCUGUUUUGCUCCACAAGGCACCCAUUUUGAAUUUUGAGGGUAGCCAGGCAGCCAGCUCCCCUCACAAAAAAAGCCUUACGGGGCCCCGUUUUGGGAAGUGAGAGCUGCUUGAACAGCGCUUCGCCGAGGGCACACUUAACCCCGUGUAGUGGUUUAAGAGACUUGAGGUCACAUCCACACCGUUCCUUCAAAGCAUGUGGGGGAGGAUUCAGCUAACUAGUCCCACUAGGAGAAGCCUGUGCAUUGAGGCUGCCCCACAUGUCCUGAAAUUGGCUCGGGGGGUGUUAGGGAAGGGAGGAGAGGGGCGUUCGUUUUGUCUAGCAGCUGGCUGAGAAGAUUGCACUGGCAGGACAAUCUCCUCGGCGCUACAUUGAAUCCCUCACUCGGCUUCCCCCAAAGAAUCUUGGAAACUGUAGUUUCUUAAAGAUGCUGCGUGUCUUAGCUAUGUCAGAGCUGAACUGCAGUUCCCUCCGCAUGCGCAGUGCGAGGAUCCUAAUAAUGACCUAAGUUGCAGGGUGUUUGUCAGGGUUACAGAGCUCAUGUGAAACACUAUCAGCGUGCAGCUCUGAAAAGAAAUGUUACCCGUUUUUAUUAUUAUUAUUAUUUUGUUAUUUAUUAAAGUUGUAUACUGCCCUGCACCCGCAAGUCUCAGGGUGGUUCACAGGAGAAAAUCACAAUAUAAAAACACAAAAUACACAAUGGAAACAAAAGCAACCCAGUAACCCUCCCCACCCCAACCCAAUUUUGAAAGGGCAUUGGAUGUGAAAUCAGCCCAAGGCCUGGUUGAAGAGGAACAUUUUUGCCUGGCGCCUAAAGGUGUAUAAUGAAGGCGCCAGGCGAAGUUCCCUGGGGAGGGCAUUCCUCAAACGGGGAGCCACUGCAGAAAAGGCCCCUUCUCUCCUCCCUCCCCAAUUCCUGUUUGCCUAAUGUUGAGCAAGCAGGGGUAACCUGUGGCACAACAGCUCCCAUGUUUGCCGGCCCUUGACCCUUGUGGCUGAGGCAGGUGGCCGUUAGACUCGAGCAACCUCUGCGAGGCCACAGGUGAGCCACCCCUCCUUGCUGUGUUCGUUGCUGUGUUCUGUGUUGCGUGCCAUGUGUGAAAUGGCUAUAGCAGCCCCUUGAGCAAUUUCCCCCUUUUGCAGUCGACUGCCAAGCUCAAAAUAGGAAGAGGAAAAUCUUGACAGGGCAGUAAGGUGAGUCCAAAACGCGGCCCUUUUCUUCUUCCUUUUUUUUUUUACAUUCUUGUUUAAUUUUUUAUUUUAUUCUGACAAAGUAACAAUCAUAGAUAAGAACAGGGGUAGGCAACCUAAGGCCCGUGGCUGGAUGCGGCCCAGUCGCUGCCUCAAUCCGGCCCACGGACUGUCCGUAAAUCAGCAUGUUUUUACAUGAGUAGAAUGUGUGCGUUUAUUUAAAAUGCAUCUCUGGGUUAUUUGUGGGGCAUAG
Zootoca vivipara (common lizard) is the source of this 3911-nucleotide messenger RNA. RefSeq lists its product as uncharacterized. Gene Ontology annotation, cellular component: nucleus. Gene Ontology annotation, molecular function: RNA polymerase II cis-regulatory region sequence-specific DNA binding; DNA-binding transcription factor activity, RNA polymerase II-specific. The record is from RefSeq and is a predicted model, not a curated record. Gene Ontology annotation, biological process: regulation of transcription by RNA polymerase II. Lineage: Eukaryota; Metazoa; Chordata; Lepidosauria; Squamata; Lacertidae.